GGCGGCCUGUGCGCCUCCGCGGGUUCCGGAGGAGGGCUUCUCGGGCUGGGCAGGCGGGGUGCGCGCCCGGUAACCCUGCCGCUGCGGCGAUCUUGUGCCAGCCGCCGCCGACUCCGGGUGCCCGAGCAGUCAAGCUGGUAUUUUGCUCUUUUGAGACAAGGUCUCUCUGUGUAACUCAGGUUAGAUUAGAAGGAAGAAGGUUUUAAAUGCCAGAGCCGUUUAACCAAUGGUUUAGCUGUUGAAUUCUGACACUUCUUUUGCCAACCUGUUCGUUGGGAAAAAUUCAGAAAAAACAGAUGUGUAUAUCUACAUAGGCUAUGGCUAUACCAAUAACAGUGCUUGACUGUGAUCUCUUGCUGUAUGGCCGAGGUCACCGGACCUUGGACCGUUUUAAGCUGGAUGAUGUGACUGAUGAAUAUUUGAUGUCCACGUAUGGAUUUCCACGACAGUUCAUUUACUACUUAGUGGAACUCUUGGGGGCAAGUCUUUCUCGACCUACUCAGCGAUCUAGGGCUAUUAGCCCAGAAACUCAGAUCCUGGCAGCAUUGGGCUUCUAUACCUCGGGCUCCUUCCAGACUCGGAUGGGAGAUGCAAUUGGGAUUAGCCAAGCCUCCAUGAGCCGAUGUGUUGCCAAUGUCACUGAGGCCCUCGUGGACAGGGCCUCACAGUUUAUUCACUUUCCAGCAGACGAGGCCGCCGUCCAGUCUCUGAAGGAUGAGUUCUGUGGGCUGGCUGGGAUGCCAGGAGUCAUAGGGGUGGUUGACUGUAUCCACGUGGCAAUCAAGGCACCGAAUGCUGAAGACCUCUCUUAUGUGAACGGCAAGGGUCUGCAUUCUUUGAACUGUCUGGUGGUGUGUGACAUCAGAGGGGCACUGAUGGCUGUGGAGACACGCUGGCCGGGCAGCCUCCAGGACUGUUCCGUGCUACAGCAGUCUUCUCUAUGCAGUCAGUUUGAGACUGGGAUGCAUAGAGAUAGCUGGCUUCUUGGGGACAGUUCCUUCUUUCUCCGCACCUGGCUCAUGACUCCACUUCGUGUUGCUGAAACCCCAGCAGAGUAUCGCUAUAACAGGGCCCAUUCUGCAACUCACAGUGUGAUUGAGAAGACUUUGCGAGCCCUCUGCUCUAGGUUCCGAUGCCUGGAUGGAUCGAAGGGAGCACUGCAGUACUCGCCGGAGAAAUCCAGCCACAUCAUCUUGGCUUGUUGUGUCCUUCAUAACAUUUCUCUAGAACACGGGAUGGAUGUUUGGUCCUCUCCAGUGACCGGACCCAUUGAACAGUCACCUGAGGACGAGUGUGAGCUAACGGAGUCCCUGGAUUUGGAGGCUGACCGAAUCCGGCAGGAACUAAUGCUCACUCACUUCAGCUAGUGUGGAAGGUGGAAGAAGGAGACUUUCUCCUUACCAGCCCACCACCAGGUUCUGGCAUCCAGUGAGACUUGAGACUGAAUGUGCACACUUGCCAUAAAUUAACAUUCAGUGUUUUAGAAGGGCAGGAGGUGGGGGAAGGCAUGCCAGCAAAUGUCAGUCAACUAGACUGAAACGAGACAAUGUUUCCCUGAUGUGUGGUGAGACCACACUGGGCACCACUCUGUUUCCCUGAUGUGCAGUGCAGUGAGGCCCACGCUGGGCACCACUCUUUACUGUUCUCUGGCCGCAACUGUAAAACUGUAGUAAAGGAUAACAGCACAUAACCAAAGCAUUUGUUGUUCUGGAGAUGUCAAAUGAAAACAAUAUUUUUCCUGA
Messenger RNA from Alexandromys fortis (reed vole), 1742 nucleotides. RefSeq names its product harbinger transposase derived 1 (gene Harbi1). Bases 318 to 1367 code for a protein of 349 amino acids. The transcript is spliced from 3 exons. The record is from RefSeq and is a predicted model, not a curated record. Lineage: Eukaryota; Metazoa; Chordata; Mammalia; Rodentia; Cricetidae.